Messenger RNA from Brassica oleracea var. oleracea, 990 nucleotides. RefSeq lists its product as uncharacterized. The transcript has 9 exons. Gene Ontology annotation, molecular function: sterol binding. Gene Ontology annotation, biological process: sterol transport. The record is from RefSeq and is a predicted model, not a curated record. NCBI's taxonomy places the organism in Eukaryota, Viridiplantae, Streptophyta, Magnoliopsida, Brassicales, Brassicaceae. The annotation marks the transcript as partial.
UUUGUCUCUCUUCUCCUCGUCUUCUCAACGAUUGUUCGAGCCGCCACCACUGAUGUCCAAUACUGUGAGGAGAAUGCAGAGUAUGAAUUAAAAGUGAAAGAGGUUAAUAUAGCGCCUAAUCCUAUAGCUCGAGGCGAGCCAGCUACCUUUUCCAUCUCUGCCAACACAGGACGUAACAUAACUUGGUUUUUAGGAGGAAAAAUAAUGAUAGAUUGUACAUACUUUGGAUGGCACAUUCACUCUGAGACUCAUGACCUUUUCUCCGAGACAACUUGUCCUGUUGAAACCGGAGACUUCUUGGUUGCACACUCUCAAGUUCUUCCUGGUUACUCUCCUCCCGUAGGUAAAGAUGACAGAGUCCUAAGAUCAGUGCCCAUCUUUUUGGUUGGAUUUGGUUUCUCUUUCUGUGUUAGAUUCACAUCUCUAUACCAUGAUCGAAAGAUGUUGAUCCUCUAUGCCAUGUGGAGCGAAGAUAUAAAGCUUGUGGAGUUGGACAUAAAGCUUGUGGAGCAAUCAAAUGUCAUUGAUGUGCCUGGUUUGUCUUAUAGAAACAUCCCUUCCGUUGCCUCAACUGCUAUUAGAGAGAUGAAUGUGAACGCUUUAUCGAAAACUCAGGUUUUUGGUAAAGAAGCAGCAAGGAAUCAGUUUCUAGGGUUCACUGGAAACACUUACUUUGUUGCUCAACAUAACACAGCAAAGCUUGUAAACGUUUUACUCUGUUUUGAUUUCACUACAGAGAGAUUUUGUCAGCCUCUGCCGUUUCACUACACAGCUGAGUUUGAAAACGUGGCUCUAUCUUGUGUUGGAGAGGAGAAGCUGGCUGUGUUGUAUAAACAUGAAGGCACAAUGGAGAUUUGGAUUACGACUAACAUUGAGCACGAUGCCGUAUCCUGGAGCAAGUUUUUGAAAGUGGAGAUGAUACCCCUCAACGGUUUUCCGGAUGACUUUGGUUAUAACACCGAAACUCUAACUGAGAGCUUCCGUAUGUAA